AUGACCGAAAGCACCACGACUGGCGGAAGUAAUGAUCAAAAAUAUGUGAUGGGAAAAGAAGAAUUCUGGGACGAUAUCAAUGAUCCGUAUUGCCGAAAGUUGGCAAACACUGACCCAAAUGAUGUUUAUCCAAGCUACAAUCCAGGCCCUGAAAACCCCGAUGGCUCCGUAAACUUUGAGUGUCACUGCGUCAGUCAUUUGGUUGCAAGCCCAUGUGGAUAUGAGUUCAGAGAAGCGAUUUCGUGUCAGAAGACGUCAAGUGAUGAGGAAAUGGAAAACGGCGCGUGCGGCGAACAAUUAAUGGCGUUUAUGGAGUGCGCGAUGAGAACUCAGUGUUUCAAGACCAACGACUCUACACCAGAAGAGAAACAAACGGGGAAAUGA
Messenger RNA from Caenorhabditis briggsae, 384 nucleotides. Gene Ontology annotation, biological process: protein import into mitochondrial intermembrane space. Gene Ontology annotation, cellular component: mitochondrial intermembrane space. Gene Ontology annotation, molecular function: protein-disulfide reductase activity. Lineage: Eukaryota; Metazoa; Nematoda; Chromadorea; Rhabditida; Rhabditidae. The record is from RefSeq and is a predicted model, not a curated record. The transcript is spliced from 5 exons. The coding region runs from base 1 to 384 and encodes 127 amino acids.